Molecule: messenger RNA, 4181 nt
Organism: Crotalus tigris (Tiger rattlesnake)
Lineage: Eukaryota; Metazoa; Chordata; Lepidosauria; Squamata; Viperidae
Gene: SCAI
Product: suppressor of cancer cell invasion
Exons: 18
Coding region: 304-2019 (571 amino acids)
Biological process (GO): DNA-templated transcription
Cellular component (GO): nucleus
Molecular function (GO): transcription corepressor activity
Source: RefSeq, a predicted model, not a curated record
GUGCCCAGGUUAGGCUGAGGGGGAGGCGCCGCUCCAUCCUUCCCUAACCUGGCGCGAGCGGUGAGUCCCCGCCGCUCCGGCCGCUGCCGCCGCUCCCGCCGCCGCCUGGCUGGGCAGCGCCAACGCCGAGAGGGCCGGCCCGCCGCGCUUGCCCCCGACCGGCCCGGCCUCUCGGGAAGGGCCAGCCAAAGUUCACACCAGUGUGUCUCUGUCAGAAACCGGGCACGCCAGAUGGGUCUCUAAGGAGUUGAUGGUUGCCGAUCCAUUCAUGAGUUAAGGACGGAGUUGAUCUCGAGCGAAAUCAUGUCAACCUGUGGGAUAGACGAUGACAUUCCCCAGGGAGAAAGGAAAACGGUCACGGAUUUCUGUUACCUGCUGGAUAAAUCCAAGCAGCUUUUCAACGGCUUGAGAGAUUUGCCCCAGUAUGGGCAGAAGCAGUGGCAAUCUUACUUCGGCAGGACCUUUGAUGUUUACACCAAGCUCUGGAAGUUCCAGCAGCAACAUCGACAAGUCCUGGACAAUCGGUACGGCCUGAAGCGCUGGCAGAUUGGGGAGAUCGCCUCCAAGAUUGGGCAGCUUUACUACCACUACUACCUUCGCACCUCUGAAACCAGCUACCUGAACGAAGCCUUCUCCUUCUAUUCUGCGAUACGGCAGAGGUCUUACUACUCCCAGGUCAACAAGGAAGACAGGCCCGAGCUAGUGGUGAAGAAAUUACGCUAUUACGCCCGGUUUAUUGUGGUUUGCCUCUUACUCAACAAAAUGACUGUGGUCAAAGAACUGGUCAAGGAACUAUCCGACGAGAUUGAAGAUUACACCCACCGCUUCAACACCGAAGAUCAGGUAGAAUGGAAUCUCGUCCUGCAAGAAGUGGCUGCUUUCAUUGAGGCAGACCCGGUGAUGGUCUUAAACGACGACAACACGCUGGUGAUCCUGUCCAACCGCCUCUCGGAAACGGGAGCCCCACUGCUGGAGCAAGGGAUGAUCGUGGGGCAGUUAACCCUCGCCGAUGCCCUUAUCAUUGGCAACUGCAACAAUCAGGUGAAGUUUAGCGAGCUGACAGUCGACAUGUUCCGGAUGCUGCAGGCGCUGGAGAGAGAGCCCAUGAACCUCGCCACGCAGAUGAACAAGCCGGGGCUGCAGGAGAGCAGCGAAAAACCAGCCCGAAGAGAAAACCCGCACAAAUACUUGUUGUACAAGCCAACUUUCAGCCAGCUCUACACCUUCCUUGCGGCAUCAUUUAAGGUUUGUGCAGCAGAGGAGCUGCCUGCCAAUAGCGUCCUGUUGAUCUACUUGUCAGCCACCGGUGUCUUCCCUUCAGGUCGUUUGGAUAGUGAAGGUCCCUAUGAUUUUGGGGGUGUCCUGACCAAUAGCAACCGGGACGUCAUAAACGGGGACGGGAUCCACAAACGGAACCAGUUGUACAAGGAAAUGCAUUGCUUGCACCCUGGUGAUCUCUACCCUUUCACCAGGAAGCCUCUGUUUGUCAUAGUGGAUUCGUCGAACAGCGUCGCCUACAAGAAUUUCACCAACUUGUUUGGGCAGCCACUGGUCUGCUUGCUUUCUCCCACCACGUAUCCCAAAGCGUUGCAAGAUCAAUCCCAACGAGGCAGCCUCUUCACUUUCUUCCUGAACAAUCCGCUCAUGGCAUUCCUGUUUGUCUCCGGGUUAUCAAGCAUGCGCAAAGGACUGUGGGACAAAUGUCACGACUACCUUCGGAAAAUCAACCGGGAUAUCGCACAACUCUUGACUCAUUCCCGCUCCAUAGACCAGGCCUUUCUCCAGUUUUUUGGAGAUGAGUUCCUGCGCUUGCUUCUAACAAGGUUUAUUUUCUGCUCAGCCACCAUGAGAAUGCACAAAAUCUUCCGGCAGGAAACCAGGAAUUAUCCCGAAUCGUAUCCCCAACUGCCCAGGGAUGAAACGGUGGAAAAUCCGCACCUCCAAAAGCACAUUUUGGAAUUGGCUUCAAUAUUGGAUGUCCGAAACGUAUUUCUGGAGACCACUCUUGACGAUUAUUAAAGCGGAGAAAUGCACAUUCUGGAGACUGCAGGGGUUUUUAACCCUCGCCGCAAAAUUCUUUUUUUGAAAUGGUGCAGUUUUCUAAAUGCGAACAUCCACACACACACACAAAAACAAAAAACAACAACAAAACAAAACCCAAGGAAUUUACUGGAGUUUUAUUUUUGAACUCAACAGGUGUUUUUUUUUCUUUAAAAAAAAACAAGGAAAAUGGAAAGGGGGGGGUCGCGCAGCUGUUCCACUCUGCCUGGGUUCAAUUUUGAUAAACGAACCCUCCUUCGCAAAUUUUUACAAUUUCAGACUGAAGCAAACUGCUGGGUUUUGAAGCUUUUGAUUUGGAAGACGUAGCUGGCCACACUACGACAACACACACACUUACGCAUACGCGCGCACACGGGCGCGCACACACACGCUCUCUCUCCUGAGAUUGAAAUGCAGCCAGUCACUUUUAAGCCCUUGUGUGCAAAUUCUUUAUUUUUGUACUAUUUUUAAAAAUUAGAAAGCAAAAAAAAAAAGAGGAAAAAAAAGAGGAGGAGGAGAAAAAAAAAUCAGAAAAAAAUAAUGUUCUGAUUCCCCAAAGAUUUAAAAUGUGAAGGGUGGGACUUUAAACGGUGCAAAGCAGACAGCAAUAAGCGUGAAUUGAAGUCAAUCUCUGUUUCAUCAACUCCCUCCCAAAAGAAUCCAGCACAGUUGAAGGGAUGGUUGUGUAAAACUUAGAAAAUGUAGCGCUGUCCGUAAGUUUCUUUUUUUUUUUUGUUUUGAGAAGUCAGCCUUUAUUGCACAUUGACUAAAGAUGCUGGACUUUGUCCCUCAAAAUCUAGAAUUUUGGCUCCUGGCCCACUAUCACGUCGAAAGAUUAGCCCUCUUCUUAUUAUGGAGGACCCUGUGUGCAAUUCUCCAGUUUGGGCUCAAGGUCAAAAAAAAGGCCGUCCCUUACUCUGCAUGCCACUGUUGUCAGUUCUUGCUGCAAUACGGAAGAUUCUCUGAUGAUCCUUCUUCGCAACCCUUCCACCUCAACUUCCAAAAAAAAAAGCUGCUUUCAUCCCAUUCCUACUUCGAUGGGCAGGAGUUCACCCGGUGAAGGAAACAAAGAAGAAUCACUGCCUUGCCUCUAUGCUCAAGCUGCUCAAAAGACAAAACCCAACAAAAGGAAAGUUCAUCAGUGAGCAAUGUCUACCUUCCAGGGCUGCUGAUAGACAAAGAGGACGAAGAGGACUUGGGGACUGUAAGACCUCAAAGGAAGCUCAUAGCGUUGGCUUGAUGAACUUUUGGGGAAGAGGUGAGAAGGAGAAAUCUGAAAAGGUUUGUGACCUCUUUGGAAGGGGAGGAGAAGAAGACGAGGCAGCCAUCCCGAAAUGCUCUCCAGCAUCUGGCUUUAAGAGGGAGACAACUCAAGAACGGAGAUCUAUCUUCAAAGCUUUCUUGGAAGAAUGCAUUUCUUGGCCUCCAAUCUGUACCCAGUGACUUGUGCUUGACAUAGCUAGAACCACUGUGGUCCUCAAGGACAACGUUUACGCUCGGAGUCCAGCGAAGAAAUCCUGUAGGUGGGAAAUGCGACAAGAUUUAGGAGGAGAUCUGAGGAAAUAAAUCAUUCUGUGGGCUUUGUGUCCCAUGUGCUGCUGUUUUCAAAGAUCCCAUCCUGUGCUUUUUUUUUUUCCCCUCUCCCAAAGUAUAUAUGGAAGGAAAAUCAGUGUAUUUGGACUUAGCCAAGUAGACGGAGUACAGAAUUCCACCACUCUUAUUAUUAUUUUUUAAAGGGUGGUGGGGAAUCGCCGAGGAAGCAUAUCCCACCAUAUAUCAUGGAUUGCUUUUGAAAAGUUGAGAAAGUUACACAUGUGAUCCUUUGGACAAGGCUGAUGGAAGGAAUCCCUUCUCUUGGUCUGGAUGCCCAAGUGAAUAUUGUUUUUUUUUAUCUCAGCAUCUGGUUUUCCAAGGGUCCUACACGCUGCUUUCCAAGUGAGGACACAGCAGCCAGCCCAUUAGAAGUAGCCAGGUUGGGAUCUGUUGCCCUUCUCAAGAAAGGCAGCCUUGGGAAAGAGAGCAGGAAAGGUGCCUUAGGUCGGGCCUGAAGUGCAAUGAAGAUGAUAUUCUAGGUGUUGAGUUUUUCUUUUUUUAAUCCGGCCCUUUUAAGGAAGAAAGAAGGAAAGAAAGGAAGGAAGGAA